AUGGUAAAUUAGAAGAGCUUCACUUUUGUCUAUCUAUUAUUUGCAGCCUUUUGUUAUCUCAAUAAUUUUAUUGUGAUUGCACACUCUGAAAUUGGUCAUGCUUGUGCUCAUGAUUCGGAUGAAAUGAUUAGUAAAACAUACUAAAGGCUUCAUGAAUACUUUAAAGAAAACCCAAUCAACUAUUCAGAAGAUAAAUUAAAAAGAAAUUUAGGUGCCUAAACUAUUCAGCCAAUAAGAAUAACUACUGACUUUUCAAGAUUAUCUCCAAAACCAGAAUUACCACCCAUUACUAAUAAUUAAGUUAAUUAUCUGAAAACUGUAUCUACUACUGUUGUUAACUUUGUUUCUAAUUUUAUCAAAGUUUAACCAAACACAAGCAAUAAUAUCUUUGAUCCUAAAUAAAGUAUUGAUGGAACUUGUAUAACAGUAAAACCUUUAAAAAAAGAUAGAACAGAUGGUGUUUCUGAUUCGGAUCUACAUUUGUAUUUCAUUUAUACCAGUGAUCCAGAUGCCGGGUUUUUAGCAAAUGCAGGCUUUUGCAAUCUUUAACAAGGAGAAACUUAUCUUAGACCAAAUUUUGGAAGAGUCUUAUUUAACAUAGCUAAUAUGAAGAAUUUUGGUACUAAUUUGGAGUAAUUUUAAAAUGAUGUUAUGAUCACUUUGCAUGAAAUUAUUCACGUUCUUGGUUUUUCCUAUGGAGCUAUGUAAAGCUGGUAUGAUAAAGCAUCAAAUUGGUUAUUAGGAUAAGAAGCAGCUAAUAAAUUAAUUAGUACUCAAACUCUUAGAGGGAUACAAACUAAUUUACUAGGAUCUCCUAACGUUUUAGCUACUGCAAAAAAAUACUAUGGAUGUCCAACAUUACAAGGAAUGUAAUUGGAGAAUCAAGGAGGCCCAGGUUCAUAAAAUUCGCAUUGGGAAAGAACAAUCAUCAGAAGUGAAUUAAUGACACCAUCUGCGCUUGUAGAAGACUUAAAUUUGACUGUUUUCACUGUUGCAGUUCUCAAAGAUACUGGAUAUUGGGAUGAUGUUAAUGAAAAUUUAUCUGAUCCAAUUUAUUGGGGAAGAAAUAAAGGUUGCGAUUUCUUUCAAAAUGCAUGCUAAAGCUCUACUCAAUAUGAAGAAUUUGCUACAGCAAAUUAAAAAGGUUGCUCAUUUUGGGGUGAUGGAUAAGGUAUAGGUUCUACUUCUGAUCGUUUUGGUGAUAAUUGCAGUGUUAUUGAGAUCUACAGUAAUAAUCUAUGUAGUGAUAUAGCAAAUUAAAGUUAAUAGACUAAUCCUCCUUCAUUUAAUGCUGAUACUUCAAACGAUUAUUCAUAUAAUUCUAAAUGUUUCACUUCAAGCGUUUACAGUCCUACUGCUUAAAACCAUAAUGAAAUUAAAAAUUUUAGGUGCCAUUUUUACUAAUGCACACCUGAUAAGACAUAAGUUACCAUUACUUUCUCGUAAAUACCUGAUACUAAAAUAGUUUGUGGUACUAGUGAUUAAGGUAGUCUAAAGAAUGUGAUCUUUAAGGGAAAUACUUUAGGUUAAGUAACAUGCCCAUCAAGUAUUUAAAGAUUAUGUGAUGACUAAAAAUGUGUUAACUUUUGCAGUUAUAACGGUAUUUGCAUAAGAGGAUAAUGUUUAUGUAAUCCUGGUUAUGGAGGUGUUGAUUGCAGUAAAUAAUGCUCUAACUUUAUUGAUUAGGAUGGAAAUUGUUAGAACCAAUGUCCUAGUAACACAUAUGCUAAUUUUGAUAAAGUUUGCAGAUCUACAUGCCCAAUUGGAACUUAUCCUGAUAACAAUAGUGGUGUAUGUAAAUAAUGUGAUUUUUCUUGUUCUUAAUGUUCAGGUCCAAGAAGCAAUUAAUGUUAAGCUUGUCAAUUUUUAACUUACUUAUUUUUCGGUACUUGCGUAACCUCCUGCCCUUCUGGAACUUACCCUGAUGAACCUUCAAAAAGUUGUUUACCAUGCUCGAAUGGAUGUUAGACCUGUACAAGUCCUACUACUUGUAGUUAGUGCAAAACUGGAUUUUAAUUAUCUGGAUAAAUGUGUACUUCUAUUUUUUAAUGCACAAUUCCUUGUGCUUCAUGUAGCUCUGAUCCAAAAUAUUGUACAUCAUGUAUAAAUGGUCUUUUUCUUACAUCUUAAAAUACCUGCGUCUCUUCUUGCCCUGCAGGUUAUUUCCAAAAUAAUUAAAAUAUGACUUGUGACCCUUGUUCAACUGGAUGUUCUUAAUGCUCAGAUGCUAAUACAUGCACUUUAUGUGAUAUUUCCAUAGGAUACAGAAUCUAGGGAAAUGCAUGUACUCUUUGUGUAUCGCCAUGCGCUACCUGUUCCUAUUCUAAUCCUAAUUCUUGCUUUUCUUGUGAAAAUAAAAUGUAUUUAGUAAACAAUUAAUGUGUUUCUUCUUGUACAAAUGGAUAUUACAAUGGACCAAAUUAUAAUUGCUCUCAGUGUAUUACUGGGUGCAGUUAAUGUUCUGACAGAGUAUCAUGUACUUAAUGUAGUAAUAAUUAUAAACUAUUCACUUAAAAUAAUACUUAAAUUUGUAUCAGUUCAUCUUCUUGCUUUUCUCCUUGCUCUACAUGCAUUGGAACAUUCCAACCAACCACUUGCGCAUCUUGUAAAUAAGGAUCUUAUUUGUAAGCUAACUCUUGUGUAUCCUCAUGUGAUUAAGGCUAUUUUUUAGAUUAACCUAAUUAAAGAUGCACUUAAUGCUCGAAUGGUUGUGCUAAAUGCUCAAAUUCAACUACUUGUGCAGCAUGUAUAAAUAAUUAUUUUUUGCUACAAAAUAAUUGUGUUUAAACUUGCCCUGAUGGAACAUAUACAGAUCAAAUUUCAAAAACUUGCUAAAACUGUCCUAACGGAUGCUCUAAAUGCACUAGUUAUACUAUUUGUAGCUAAUGCCAAAAUGGGUUUUAGUUUUCAGGAUAAAAAUGCACAUCUUCUUAAUGUACAAACCCUUGUGCUUCAUGUACUUCUGAUCCAUCACAUUGUACUACUUGUAUAGGUAAUCUCUAUAUAUCUCCUUAGAACACAUGCGUUUCUACAUGCCCGACAGGAUAUUUCUAAAAUAAUUCGAAUAUGACUUGCACUGCAUGUCCAAUUGGUUGUAUUAGUUGCUCUGAUGCUAAGACUUGCAUAAAAUGUGAUGAUUCAAACGGAUAUAGGCUUUAAGGCAACUCUUGCACUCUUUGUGUAUAUCCCUGUGCUACUUGUUCUACUUCUAAUCCUAAUUCUUGUUUGUCAUGUGAAAAUAAAAUGUAUUUACUAAACAAUUAAUGUGUUUCUUCUUGUACAAAUGGAUAUUAUAAUGGACCAAAUUAUACUUGCUCUCAAUGUAUUAGUGGUUGCAGCUAAUGUUCUGAUGGAGUAUCAUGUACUUCAUGUAGUAAUAAUUAUAAACUAUUCCCUUAAAAUAAUGUUUAAAUUUGUAUCAGUUCUUCUUCUUGCUUUUCUCCUUGCUCUACAUGCAUUGGAACAUUCCAACCAACCACUUGUUCAUCUUGCAACUAAGGAUUUUAUUUACAAGCUAACUCUUGUGUAGCCUAAUGUGAUUAAGGUUAUUUUUUAGAUUAAUCUAAAUAAAGAUGUACUUAAUGCUCUAAUGGCUGUGCUAAAUGCUCAAAUUCAGGAAGCUGCACUUUAUGCUCCAAUAAUUAUUAUUUGCAAUAAAAUAACUGUGUUUUAACAUGUUCUGAUGGCAAAUAUGCUGAUCAAACUUCAAAAAUUUGCUAAAGUUGUCCUAACGAAUGUUCUAAAUGCACUAGUUCUACUAUUUGUAGCUAAUGCCAAAAUGGGUUUUAGUUGUCUGGGCAAAAAUGUACAGCUGUUUAAUGUGCAACUACAUGUGCUUCAUGUACUUCUGAUCCCACACAAUGCAUUUCUUGCAUAGGUGGUCUUUAUUUAUCUCCUCAUAAUACAUGUGACUCUUCAUGCCCUUCAGGGUAUUUCUAAAAUAAUUCAAACAUGAUUUGUACUGCAUGUCCAGCUGGUUGUAUUAGUUGUUCUGAUGCUAAGACUUGCACAAAAUGUGAUAGUCUAAAUGGAUAUAGACUUUAAGGUAGUUCUUGUACUCUUUGUGUAUCACCUUGCGCCACUUGCUCUUAGAUAAAUCCUAGCAUUUGUUUAUCAUGUGAGAAUAAUAUGUAUUUAUUAAAUAAUAAAUGUGUCUCUACUUGCACAAAUGGAUUUUACAAUGGUCUAAACUAUACUUGUUCUCCAUGCAUUAAUGGAUGCAAUUAAUGCUUAGAUGGAAAUUCGUGUAUUUCUUGUAAUGCCAACUAUCAGCUAUUUACAUAUAAUAAUGUAUAAAUUUGCAUUUCUUAAUCUUCUUGUUUUUCUCCUUGCUCUACAUGUUAAGGUGUAUUUUAGCCUAAAACAUGCGCUUCAUGUAAUAAAAGCUUUUAUUUACAAGAUUCUUCUUGUGUAGCUUAAUGUAAUAAAGGAUAUUUUGCCAAUUAAUAUAAUUAGAUGUGCACAUAAUGUCCUUCUAAUUGUAGUGCUUGUUCUGGACCUACUAGCUGCUCAGCUUGCUCUAAUAAUUAUAUCUUGUCUUUAAAUAGCUGUGUUGCAAAAUGUCCACAAGGGUUCACAAACAAUAACUAAAUAUGUACUUAAAUUAAUAAAUAUAUAGAAACCUAAGGUUUUAAAUAAUAGUUUGCAAUAUUAUUUUUGGUUAUAUUGAUAGUAUUAUCUUUUUGA
This is a messenger RNA of Tetrahymena thermophila SB210, 4686 nucleotides long. Its product is annotated as leishmanolysin family protein. The transcript has 6 exons. NCBI's taxonomy places the organism in Eukaryota, Ciliophora, Oligohymenophorea, Hymenostomatida, Tetrahymenidae. The record is from RefSeq and is a predicted model, not a curated record.